Molecule: messenger RNA, 1749 nt
Organism: Alternaria incomplexa
Lineage: Eukaryota; Fungi; Ascomycota; Dothideomycetes; Pleosporales; Pleosporaceae
Exons: 3
Coding region: 1-1749 (582 amino acids)
Biological process (GO): transmembrane transport
Molecular function (GO): transmembrane transporter activity
Source: RefSeq, a predicted model, not a curated record
AUGCCUCCUGAUCCAAAGGACGCGCCCUUCCCCACCAAGCAGCUCUUGAUUCUCGGGAUAUGCCGAUUCUCCGAGCCUCUCGCCUUCAACUCUAUCCUCGCCUACUCACCUUUUAUGGUGCGGGACCUGGGCAUCAGCAAACACGAUGCUUCGUUCUACGCGGGACUCUUGGUGUCAGCGUACGCCAUCGCUGAGGCCAUGACGGCCCCAUUAUGGGGAAUGGUGUCUGAUGUGUACGGCCGGAAACCUGUCGCGCUCAUUGGCUUGCUCGGUGUCGCCGCAUCGAGUCUCAUGUUCGGUGUUGCGGAAACGUACUGGGUCGCCCUGCUUGCGCGCUUCAUCGGCGGUGCACUGAAUGGAAAUGUCGCAAUCAUGCAAACUAUGGUCGCAGAGUCGGUCAAGAACCCAGCCCACGAGCCGCGCGCAUAUGCCACACAGCCCUUCGUCUGGACGGUGGGCGGUAUCAUCGGUUCGGCCAUGGGUGGUUUCCUCGCUCAACCAGCACGACUUUACCCCAACGUUUUCGACCAGGACGGUAUUUUCGGACGCUACCCGUAUCUUCUGCCUAACCUGAUCGCCGCCAUUGGUAUUCUGCUGGCCAUUCUCCAGGGUAUGAUCUUCUUGGAGGAGACCCUGGUCCGGGAAGAGAAGCCAGAGGGAGAGAACGGCAUCGAAGACCACCACGAUUACCACGACCAUCUGGACACCAUCAACGAGACCCCCGCAAACGAGCGCAGCCGUCUCCUUCCCCCGCCGUCAAACCAUCAGCAUGCGAACCGCGACGCCCGAGGCUCAACCGCUGGCUCGAUGAGACAUCGUGGCUCCAUGUUGAGCGUUACGCGCGACCGAUUGGCCUCCAUGUCGGUUUCCGGCAGCAUUCGACAGAUCCGCAAACGAGCUUCUUUCCUGGAAGAAGGUAUGCCCAUGCCUUUUGCUCAAAACUUCGAUAUCCGCCGCUCGUCUUUUGGAACCAUGCACUCGAUCAAGGUCCAGCAGGAUGUGCUUCCGAUCCGGGGCGGACCGACCCCGAAACCCCGAAAGACGUUCAACCGGACUGUAGUCAUGAUCGUUCUCGCUAUGGCCAUCUUCGCUUUCCAUCAAAUGGCCUUCAUCUCGAUUCUCCCGGUUUACAUUCUGGACACGCCUGCAAACCAGGGCCUUGAUUUCCAGGGUGGACUAGGACUGGACUUGCCCGAUGUUGGAAAGUUCCUCACGGUCAACGGUUUCAUCACGCUCUUCGUCCAGGGUUUCAUCUUCCCUCCAUUUGUUGAGUGGGUUGGUGUCUGGAACUCCUUCAUCUGGAUGAUCAUCCUUUACCCGAUUACAUACCUCAUCGUACCUUUCAUCAGCGCUCUUCCCCACGGACUCAUUACCCCAGGCAUCUACGUUUCGCUUUUCCUGCAGGCCUUCUUCGGUAUCAUCGUCUUCCCAUGCGCCCUGAUCCUGAUGAAGAACGCCGUUCCUUCACCACUGGUACUUGGUCGCGUCAACGGUAUCGCCAUGUCAGCGUGCUGCUUAGCGAGAACCAUCUCUUCUCCUCUGAUCGGAUUGAUUUACUCGCUCGGUGGAUCUGCAGCAGCCUGGUUCGCUCUCGCUGCCGCGGCCAUCUUUGGCAUGAUCCAGCUUUUCUGGGUCCCCAAGGAAGAUGUCGGCGCUGUUCAAAUCGACAACGCCCUCAAGAAGGUUAUACAUCACGAUAUGGAUGAGGAUGCGGUAGACGACAUUUCCAUCAUUGAGUCUGUACGAUAA